GAGCUCACCAACGGGAAAAAGAAAAGAAGCUCGCGUGGAGUGAAGACACUCAGCCACAGUGCUGAGGCGCGCGUGCCUCUCUGCUGCACCAUAUUCCUCCUCGUGGAGUUUGAAAUAUCCGCUGAUUAGCACAACACAAGGAUAGGAAAUAUUUGUUUCUACAAAAAAAAAUAUAUAAUAAAUGAAUAAAUAAACGAAUUAAUAACUAAAAUGACUACAGAUCAAGAAUCAACACGCAUCGUUUAGAGGAAUCCGGCGGAUUUUUGUCUGACGCGCGCACGGGAGGCGGAUAAAAAAAAGCGCAAGGCACGAGCGGAACAUUUUCGGAAGUUUGUGGUAACCGGAUAUAUAUAUAUACAUUUUUUUUUGCACGAUGCCGCGUAACUCCCCGGCUGUGUGGCUCGGCGUGUUGGCGCUGGUGGCGCUCACAGACGCGCAGAACGACACGGAGCCCAUUGUGCUGGAGGGGAAAUGCCUGGUGGUGUGCGACUCGAACCCGGCUUCAGACGCCAGAGGCUCUUCUUCUCCGCUCGGCAUCUCAGUGCGCGCGGCCAACUCCAAGGUGGCGUUUUCAGCCGUGAGGAGCAACAACCACGAGCCGUCAGAGAUGAGCAACAAAACGCGGAUCAUCUACUUCGACCAAGUCCUUGUCAACAUAGGAAACUAUUUCACAUUGGACUCUGUAUUUCUGUCCCCUCGCAAAGGCAUCUACAGCUUCAACUUUCAUGUUAUUAAAGUAUAUCAGAGCCAAACCAUACAGGUGAACUUGAUGUUAAAUGGAAAGCCAGUCAUCUCUGCCUUCGCAGGUGACAAAGACGUGACACGGGAGGCUGCUACCAACGGUGUUCUCCUCUACCUGGACAAGGAGGACAAGGUUUACCUGAAACUAGAGAAGGGAAAUCUAGUGGGUGGGUGGCAGUAUUCCACCUUCUCUGGAUUCCUCGUAUUUCCUCUGUGAAAAAGGGGGCGUGACUGCCAGCUUUCCCAUGCGUCAACAGCGUAUCACCAUUGUUUAACCGAUCUGUCAGCAUUAACAGGAAGGGCCUGGACUGGAGGCAUUCCUCCAAACGCUCAUUCGUUCACUGUUUGCCCAAAGUGUGAAAAGGACCUUUGGAGAAAUAUCGUUGUGGCAUGUGUGUUCCUUUUUUCACAAUGCAAAGACACAUCUAGGGACCUGCUGUUGCCUUCAUAUAUUUAACGAAUUCAACUGAAGUGUUUAGUGUCUUUCAAAGCUGUGGAUUUUUCGUACCAUGUGUCAAAUAUUAGUCACUUUUCUGAUGUCUGUAGGGUCAGUCGGUGUCAUUCGUAUCUGCUCACACAUUAACUGUUUGAUAUGAUAGCACUUCUUUUCUAUGGAGAAUUCAGGGGGCACUAAAUUUCCUUUUACUGCUUACACAUCUCUAGCACUCGAGAAUAAAUGAAUAACAAUGUAUACCUAAACUUAACCUAAACUCAGCAAAUAUGGGGUCAAUAAAACUGAUUUGAAUCUCC
This is a messenger RNA of Ictalurus punctatus (channel catfish), 1491 nucleotides long. It is a transcript of the gene cbln4, whose product is annotated as cerebellin 4 precursor. The record is from RefSeq and is a predicted model, not a curated record. The coding region runs from base 374 to 958 and encodes 194 amino acids. The transcript has 3 exons. Gene Ontology annotation, molecular function: protein binding. Lineage: Eukaryota; Metazoa; Chordata; Actinopteri; Siluriformes; Ictaluridae.